Molecule: messenger RNA, 2823 nt
Organism: Closterium sp. NIES-65
Lineage: Eukaryota; Viridiplantae; Streptophyta; Zygnematophyceae; Desmidiales; Closteriaceae
Source: the annotation of a GenBank genome assembly
AUGGACAUCGGACUCGCAGGAAACGUGCACCUUGGCGGUGGCAGCGUGUGUCAUAGCGAGGGCGCGUAUAUCGCGGACGGUGUGAGUUACUCAUCGAAUCAGCACCACAGCGGCGCCUCACCCUGGCAGGGACACCAUCCGCCCGCCUAUGGCGGCUCCGUGCCAGUUGCACCUCCCCCGCUUCUGCCUCCCCCGCCUCCUCCUCCGCUACGGCUCGAGCUUCCGUGGCAGGCGCAAGCGCAACCUGCGCCGUACCCCGCGCAGCAAACGCAGGGACAGCCCGCGGGUAGCCAUGGCCAGUACAACGCUGUACAGCACAUGCAGGUGACGCAGCCGCUUGCGUACCAACAGCCCCAAAUGCAGCAGCCACAGCAACGGCAACCGGCGCAGGAGCCUUCCCCCGCUCCCGUGCAGCAGCAUUACUACCCGCAGGAGUACUCGCAGCAACAGAGCUACCAGUACGUGGAGCAUCGACAGCAAAGCCUGUAUCCGCAGCAGCUGGGCAGUGCGGCAGCGCACGCGGAAUACACAAGCGCGCCCCCCAUCAUUCCCGCGGAUCCGACAACCCGCCCCUCACCCGAGCUGCUUCACAUCCCCGCGUUCGCUUCCGCGCCGCCGUCAACGCGCCCUGCGGAUGCCCCUUGCCCCUGUUGCCACCGGCGCAACCCCCCCGCCCCGGUAUCCACCGCGCCCCUCGUUUAUAACUCCCUUCCUCCGCCUGAGGUUCCGCCUCGUAAUAGCGCACCAAUGCUUUGGGGGGGAAAUGGCGCUCCGCCUGCUUCCCCAGUCAUCAGCGCGGCACCUACGGGGGGAACAGCGGAAAGCGCAUACGCGGGGGAGAGCGGAGCAGGUGUUGGCGCAGGGUCGUGCGGGCAUCCUCACUACCCUUGCGGGAGCAGAUGGACUGGCGGACGCGGACCCGCGGGGGGGGCGCUGGCGGGAUGCACUGGCGGGGGGCAUGCGUGCAGUCACGGCUGUGCGCAGGGGUACAUUUGCGCAACGUAUGAGACGCAGCAGCAUCCCAUGUACGAGGAAGGCGCACGCGGUCGUGUAUCGAGUCAGGUGCAUCCGCAAAGCUCAGCGCUUCCCCGGGUCGUGCAGACAGCCGCAUGGUUCCCCUCCCCCGCCGCCGCGCAGGCGCAACGUCACCGCAGCGUUCCUCGCGUGCUCCUUUCCCCCAGCUGCUGGACUUACGGCGAUCAGCGCGCGGGCCCCGCGGCGGCGGAGCAUCCCGCGGAAGCCGCCAUGCAGCAGCCGCGAAUUGGACCGGACAGGCGCGGGUAUAACCAACGUGACGCGGUUGUAGUCGCAAGCAGCAGCGGCAGCGGCGCGGAUUCGGACAGCUGCAGCGGCGACGGCGACGGGAACGGUCGUUGCGCGGGCGUGGUGUGGCCCGUUACGAGCGACGAGAUGAAAGCCACGGUGGCGGAAAUGUCCGUGGCGGUUCUUGGGGGGCAGAUGAACGGGCAGGUGAACGGGCAGAUGGCAGAGUCAGAGGAUAUGCGUAAGCCGGCGAGAAAGAUCGAAGAGCUGAAGGGUGGGGAGCUUGCGAGAAAGAGAAAGAGGGAGGAGGUGUGCGGGGAAGCAGGCAUAACGAGCGAGAAAAGCUAUCAGCGUGCGAAUGCUGUCGCAUGCGAAGCAGGAGGGGUCGCAGCGCCACCGUCAGCGAAGACCGAACUGGCGGAUUGCGACAUGGAGGCUGUGGAGCUAAUCCUGGCCGUUGCUCACCAGCUGCGCGACGGGAAGGAGUCGCAGGCGACACAGCAUGCGACUGAGAGCGGGAGGGAGGAGGAAGGCGUGCGAAAGCUGGACGAGGAUAGAGGCGCGGAGGGUGAGGAGAUCGAGGGCAAGGGCGAGGCGGGGAGCGGUGGAGGAGCAGCAGGUGCGACUGCUGAAGCAUCUAGAGUUUCAGAAGUACCAGCUGCAGCGGCGCCAGCAGCAGAAGACGACAAGCAGAGAGUCCCGGCGUGUUCCUCUGGUCCUUUCCCGCCUCUGCACCCCGUGGGUGCCACCGUGCAUAUGGCUCCUGCGGGGCCGCACGGCUCUCACACUCACACUCCCGUGUCUCUGUCUUCCAGCUCCGACCGUGACUGCACGGGAUGCGGCCACAGCAAGCCUGGCGCAUGGGGCUUUGCUAUGGGGCCCAGUGGUGGGUGCGGGGCUGGUGGGUGUGGACGCGUGGCUGUCGCUCCUCCCCCCUCUGCUCCUGCUCCUGUGCCUUCCCCCGUAGUUGGUAUGUUAGGCAUUCCUCCCCGCUCGUCCCCCCGUGGAACUGCAGCUCCUAUUCCCCUGCUCGCCAUGCCAACCGCCCUCGACCUCUCUGCACCUUCUGCUCUUCCCGCUCAUGCCGCUCCUGUCACUGCAGCCUCCCCACAGGCGCCCCAGCCUGUCUCCGCAUUCCAGUCCCGGCCUUCCCCACUCUGCCUGCAGCUGUUGCCAUGUCGCCAGCCGUCUCCCUCCCUGCCAUGUGCCCCACUGCAAGCUGCUUCUCCCCAGCAGCCUGCUCUCCGCCUGUCACUGCCCCAACGCCUGAAUACCCAGUCACCACCAGCUCCAUCCCUGCCUCUUCAACGGCCUUCCCCAGCGUCAUCCCUGCCAUCAGCCCGUGCUUCUCUCCUCUCCCUGCCGCCCACCCUUUCUCUCCCCAGCCCGGCUCUUACUAUCCAGCCACGGGCUGCCUAUGUAGCUGCUGCAGCUUCACCAGGGCCUGUCAGCACUGGAAGCUCGCCUGCUCUUGGGGCCAGGGCGCAUUCUACUCUGCUGCGCCUGCCAGGUCACUUGGCUGCCUCCCCUCAACCUCAGCGCGUUUGCUCCCCGUGCUGA